CUUUCCCUACCGCCCCCCCACCCCGCCCCUCCCGCACGUGCUGACCACCUGCUCUGAAGGCUGCAGCAGCUGAGAAGGCCUUCCUCCCCACCCCCCCAGAACACAUACACACACACACUCACACACCACCUCCCAGCCUCCUGGCUCCCUCCGCUCGGCUCCCAGCAACCUCGCUUUUUUGCUAAUGGGCCUUAAUGCCCCUGCCAGCUGCUUUGCCAAACCCACAGGACUGGGCGGGAGCAGGGGCGCUUGGGCAGCCAGAAGCCGCUCCCCCGUCCCAGCCUGGUGCCCCCGCCCCCAAAGCUGAACCGACCGCGCACCAGGACGUCGGGGUCUGUUCACUCCCCCUCCCCUUCCCAGCAAAAAGUGCCUCGUCACCGCUUCUGCCCGCCCCCGCUGGGCCGGGAGAUCUGUGGGGUUAGCUGAAGGAUUUGGGGAUGUGGGGCAGCGAGGCGCCUCCCGAGGCAAAUUUUUCGGACGCAGAACUUAAGGGGAUCUGAGGUCAGGGGUCACGGAGGGGAAGGGAGCCCACGCCUGGAUGGACCGAGAAGAAUCAGUGUCCGCGAGAUUCACGGCGGACUGAGGAGGCCUGAGCAGCAUCUGCCCCCUGCCCCCUGUGGGGCCCUGGGGCCCCCUGAAAUCUCCAGGACGGAGCCAGACGGGGCGGGCACCAUGAACAAGCUAAGGCAGAGCCUGCGGCGGAGGAAGCCAGCCUAUGUGCCUGAAGCGUCGCGCCCACACCAGUGGCAGGCGGACGAGGACGCGGUGCGCAAGGGCACGUGCAGCUUCCCGGUCAGGUACCUGGGCCACGUGGAGGUGGAGGAGUCCCGGGGGAUGCACGUGUGUGAAGAUGCUGUGAAGAAGCUGAAGGCGAUGGGUCGGAAGUCCGUGAAGUCUGUCCUGUGGGUGUCAGCCGAUGGGCUCCGGGUUGUGGAUGACAAGACCAAGGAUCUGCUGGUGGACCAGACCAUUGAAAAGGUCUCCUUCUGUGCUCCUGACCGCAACCUGGACAAGGCUUUCUCCUACAUCUGCCGUGAUGGGACCACCCGUCGCUGGAUCUGCCACUGUUUCCUGGCGCUCAAGGAUUCGGGCGAGAGGCUGAGCCACGCGGUGGGCUGUGCUUUUGCGGCCUGCCUGGAGCGGAAACAGCGGCGGGAGAAGGAAUGCGGGGUCACAGCUGCCUUCGACGCCAGCCGCACCAGCUUCGCCCGCGAGGGCUCCUUCCGCCUGUCUGGGGGCGGGCGGCCGGCGGAGCGAGAGGCCCAGGACAAAAAGAAAGCAGAAGCAGCAGCUGCUCCAACUGCGGCUCCUGGCCCUGCCCAGCCUGGGCACGUGUCCCCAACACCGGCCACCACAUCCCCUGGUGAGAAGGGUGAGGCAGGCACACCAGUGCCUGCAGGCACCACUGCGGCUGCCAUCCCCCGGCGCCAUGCCCCCCUGGAGCAGCUGGUUCGUCAGGGUUCCUUCCGUGGGUUCCCGGCACUCAGCCAGAAGAACUCACCUUUCAAACGGCAGCUGAGCCUACGGCUGAAUGAGCUGCCAUCCACGCUGCAGCGCCGCACUGACUUCCAGGUGAAGGGCACAGUGCCUGAGAUGGAGCCGCCUGGUGCCAGUGACAGCGACAGCAUCAGCGCCCUCUGCACGCAGAUCAGCUCGUCGUUCGCCAGUGCUGGAGCCCCAGCAUCAGGGCCCCCGCCGGCCUCAACAGGGACUUCUGCCUGGGGUGAGCCCUCCGUGCCCCCUGCAGCUGCCUUCCAGCCAGGGCACAAGCGGACCCCUUCGGAGGCCGAGAGGUGGCUGGAGGAAGUGUCCCAGGUGGCAAAGGCACAGCAGCAGCAGCAGCAACAGCAGCAGCAGCAGCAGCAGGCGGCCCCUGUGCCCACUGUGCCCCCCGGCCUGCAGCCCUUCCCUGCCCCUGUGGGGCCCUUCGACGCCACACCUGCCCAGGUGGCUGUGUUCCUGCCGGCCCCGCACAUGCAGCCCCCUUUUGUGCCCGCCUACCCGAGCUUGGGCUACCCACCCAUGCCCCGUGUGCCCGUGGUGGGCAUCACCCCCUCACAGAUGGUGGCCAACGCCUUCUGCUCAGCCGCACAGCUCCAGCCCCAACCCGCCACCCUGCUCGGGAAAGCUGGGGCCUUCCCACCCCCUGCUGCCCCCAGCGCCCCUGGGGGCCAGGCCCGUCCACGCCCCAAUGGGGCGCCCUGGCCCCCAGAGCCAGCACCGGCCCCGGCCCCUGAGUUGGACCCCUUCGAAGCCCAGUGGGCAGCAUUAGAAGGCAAACCUGCUGUGGAGAAGCCUUCCAACCCCUUCUCGGGCGACCUGCAGAAGACCUUCGAGAUUGAACUGUAGCCUGAGCCGCCCUGCCCACCUCAUCAUCUCCGGGUGCCCCACACCUGGGAGUGGAGGCCCAACCUCUCCCCUAGUCUUGCAGCCUCCCAUGGCCCCUCUAACCCCUUCUCUCGACCACCUCCCACAACCACUACGGAACUGAUAUUGUGACGCCCAGGUUGCAGCGGGAUGGAAUUCAGGGACGGACCCAGCCUGGCUAAGGGACCCAUUUCUCUGCCAGACUUAGGCUGGCACAACCUCCUUUCCCCUCACUCCAGACACAGGGGGAUGGCCACAGUCCCACUGAGCGCCUUGGUUCGAGCUACAUUUCCCAGUUUCUGUUGUUGACCUUCUCUACCUUCCAGUGUUGGGUGGAAUGGAGGUGGGAUACCCACCUAGGGACCCUCCUGGGCCCCACAUGAGUGCCCACCCCCAAGUCUGAUCAUCCCACCCCC
Molecule: messenger RNA, 2783 nt
Organism: Bubalus bubalis (water buffalo)
Lineage: Eukaryota; Metazoa; Chordata; Mammalia; Artiodactyla; Bovidae
Gene: NUMBL
Product: NUMB like endocytic adaptor protein
Exons: 10
Coding region: 673-2349 (558 amino acids)
Source: RefSeq, a predicted model, not a curated record